Molecule: messenger RNA, 7494 nt
Organism: Zerene cesonia (dogface butterfly)
Lineage: Eukaryota; Metazoa; Arthropoda; Insecta; Lepidoptera; Pieridae
Gene: nolo
Product: protein madd-4
Exons: 29
Coding region: 50-3943 (1297 amino acids)
Biological process (GO): extracellular matrix organization
Cellular component (GO): extracellular matrix
Molecular function (GO): metalloendopeptidase activity
Source: RefSeq, a predicted model, not a curated record
AGGAUGACCUGACUCAGUAAUAUGACAUCAGCGGAUACAUUUUGACAAAAUGUUGCGGGGUCUCUUCUUUUUGGCGGUGGUUCUUACGAUAAUUAUACCUGGCCGCUGCGCCCACCGACAUGGCCACGAUAUAUCCACUGAGGACCCCGAAUUAUCUGACACAUACCACGAUAACACCACUCACCAUGGAAAGGACCGCGCAGGAUGGUCGCAAUGGAGCGAAUGGUCACUCUGCUCCCGGACCUGUGACGGUGGCGUCUCUCGUCAGCUGCGGACGUGCUCCUCCCCCGUAGGUUGUAGGGGGGAGCCGGUGCGUUACAAGAUAUGUAAUAUGCAGCCCUGUCGCGCCAACGUGUCUCUACUAGAGGAGGACAUCUGGAGGGAACAGCAGUGCAGUGCCCACGACAGCACUCCGUAUGGUGGAGAGCUGUUCCACUGGCGAGCUCACAGAGAUGACGCUGAACCUUGCGCAUUGACCUGUAGGGGUACACCACAGCACUCUGGCUUGAAGCCUGAACCGACUGUUACCUUGGAUGACGAAGACCGCGUGGUGGUGGCUGUCCUGGCGCCCAGGGUGUCUGAUGGGACUCGUUGCAGGCCAGGGAGCUUGGAUAUGUGUAUUGAUGGAAGAUGCCAGCGAGUGGGUUGCGACCUCCGAGUGGGUUCGACGCGGCGUGUGGACGAAUGCGGCGUGUGCGGCGGCGACGGUUCCUCCUGCUCCCGACCGAGAUACCACUGGCUGUCCACGCCUGGCUCUUUGUGCUCUGCUACUUGCGGUGGAGGUUACAAAAUGUCAUUAGCAGUCUGUCGAGACAGGUUGACAGGGUUGGACGCGCCAGAACAACUCUGUGAUGGUUCCAGCAAGCCGUCAUCGUCUGUAGUACGAUGCAAUAUGCACCCGUGUCCUUUCAAGUGGUAUGUUGGUGAAUGGUCGUCCUGCAGCGUGACCUGCGGUGGAGGGGUUCGCACCCGGCGAGUGCUUUGCGCUAGAUCAGCUAACGUCACAAGGACUGAUACAUAUGACCCAGAAUCAAGUUCAGAACCAGGCUGCGUCUCUCCAGCUCCCAGAUCCACACAAGCGUGUAAUGAGCAAGAAUGCCCCAGUUGGAUGGCUGGCCCAUGGUCUGGGUGUUCAGUAUCCUGUGGCGAAGGGAUUCAAGUUAGAGGUGUGGAGUGCACACCUGGUGGCGGUGUGUGCGAUCCAAACACACGGCCGGAGAUAUCUCGAGCCUGUUCCACGGGUAUCAGCUGUCCAGCUUAUAGGGAAGCGGAGGACCCUGAGGAUGACAUAGAAGAGCUGUUACCAGGUGUGGUAUACCACACCCAGCCUCUGAUCCAGCCCUAUCCCCCACCACAAGCCAAAGCUGAACAGCUUAUAGGAGAACCAGACGUGCCUGUGGAAGCCACCAAUUUCAAAAUAUUCUUUGCGUGUGGCUGGUUGUAUGUAAGCUACAUCAAAGACGACGACUGGGGCCCUUGUAGCGUCACUUGCGGCGAAGGAUGGCGGAAAAAGGAGGUCCACUGCAAGAUCUUUCUAGAAUUCAGUAGAACAAUAGCUAAGCUGCCGGAUAGCAAGUGCAUGGGACCAAAACCAACGGAAGAAACCCAAAGAUGUGUCAUGGAGCCUUGCUCAAUGGCCUAUGGAACUUCGUUUGGUGAUUCCAGUGCACCAUCCUAUGGAGGAGACAGAUCGCUUGUAUUUGGUACAUCGAGCAAUAUAAGAGUCGCGCCUGGGUCGCCGGGGAAGUCUUAUUCCUGGAAGGAGAAGGGAUAUACAAGUUGUAGUGCCUCUUGUUUGAGUGGAGUACAGGAACUAAUCAUCCAAUGUGUAAGAGAUGAAGAUGGCAAAAACGCGUCACCAUACAUGUGCGACCCACUCACGAAGCCCGAAAACAGAGUCAGAACAUGCAACGACCACCCCUGUCCACCCAGAUGGAACUACACUGAAUUCUCGCAAUGCACCAAGUCCUGUGGUAUUGGGAUACAAACACGUGAAGUCACAUGUAUACAUGAGGUAACACGUGGUGGCACGAACACCGUGGUGGUACCGAACAGCAUGUGUCCCCAACCGCCGCCCCCAGACCGGCAGUACUGCAACGUGCUUGACUGUCCUGUGCGAUGGCACUCUGGGGAAUGGUCCAAGUGCUCCAAGACUUGUGGAGGCGGUGUGAAGCAGAGAGAGGUGAUAUGUAAACAAGUGAUGGCCCAAUCACACGUGGUAGAACGACCACCUUCCCAGUGCAAUUCUCCAAGGCCUGCGUCCACUAAAUCCUGUAACAGCAGACCAUGUCUAUUGGAUACAUCAGCACCGGAAAUUUCAUUGGCUAAUUCAUCAUAUAUACAGCAUGAUCCUAAGAAGAAAAAGGUGACUGUGAAAGUUGGUGGAUCAGCAACAAUAUUCUAUGGCACCCAAGUGAAGAUAAAGUGUCCAGUUAAAGGGUACAAUAGAACAAAAAUUCAAUGGGCAAAGGAUAGUCAGAUAAUUUCGAAGUCGAAGAAAUAUAAAAUUUCAAAAAAGGGAGCUCUUCGCAUAACAUCCCUAUCAUUACGCGACCACGGCGUCUAUACAUGCGUAGCUGGUAGGUCAAGCGCCAAUCUGACCUUACUGGUGAAACCACGACCAGGGGAGUUCCCAUCCAGUGAAGAAAUCGAGAGACACAAAGCUUUGGACGAACCGUCUUCCCCACUACAGGAUAGAGCCGAUGGGAGAUAUAGAGCAAUGAUUGGAGGCAGAUCGGAUGAUCAGUCCCACGAACAAAGGCCUGGCGACCAGAAAAAAAGCUAUAAGGGUAAACAGAAAGGUAAAGUGGAUAAAGUACGCGACGCAUUAUACGGAAGUGGCAGCACCAGCACGAAGCCAGCGCCUAGCUACAACUCGCAGGCGAGGGACAUCUAUGAUGAGAACGAGGAGAGUGCUAUAUCAUCUCAGAUGCUACCGCCCAAUAGAAACGGAGGCUCUCGUCUAUUGCCGUGCCUACAUUACCUUAUAAUGCAAAUACAGAUGUUCUGGAAUUUUCAGACGUUGGGAAACUCGAGGGGACAAAGAAUGGUUGAUCCGGUUAUCAUGUAUCAAAACUAUGGUACACCAACCAAAUCGGAAGUGAUUAAUCUAGACAACAAACAAAUCGUGUUCCCAGUGGACGAUGAUUCCGAUAUAAUUAUAGUUAAUGAAGAUUAUAAUCGGAAUACAAUUGAAGAAGAUUACGGUAAAACUCAAAAGGAUGCUGGAGAUAUAGUUGAAUCCACGACAGCAGUAGAAACAACUACACCCGCGGAUGCUCACGAAUAUGUCUGGAUGACUACAGAUUGGUCACCCUGCAAUGCUGCCUGUGGUCAAACAGGUCAUGAAGUCCGAGGGGCUGUAUGUCAACACAAGAAGAACAACAACACAGUGACAGUAGAAACAGAAGAAUGCCUGAAAAGGAUAGCAACACAGCCGACUGUAGUACGAGAGUGUGUUGGCAAGAAUUGUUCAAAAUGGAGGACCAAUCCUUGGUCUCCUGUCAGAUGCUUACCGACGGGAGCUGCAAUAGCCCGUCGUCGAGUGGAGUGCGUGGCAGAAAACGGAACUAUACUACCCGAAACUGGGUGCUCGUUCGCACACCGUCCGGAUAAAUCGCGCAAAGAGAAACAGAAAUGCAAACCUGUGUGGAUUGUGGGCCCUUGGAGUAAGUGUAUAGGCGACUGUGGUCAGAAAGGCAGGCAACACCGGGUGCUACGAUGUGUAUGGCGCUUCCCGGAUAUAAGAAGACGAGCUAAGAGGGAGAGAGCCGCGGCUCUCUGUAAUUCUAUGAGGCCAGACGUUACUAGGAACUGUGUACCAGCCUGUGUUAGAGAUGGGGUAUGCAAAGAUACGUCUCGAUACUGUGAAAACGUACGAGCUAUGAACAUGUGCGCCGUGAGACGCUACAAAGAGCACUGUUGCAAAACUUGCGACGAUUGAAUUUAAAUACUAACAGACUGUUAAUUUGUGUAAUUCCAAAUUCGAAAUGUGAGCUCAUUUAUUGUAUUCGAUAUAGUUUUUAAAUUUCGAACAUACGUGUGCGUUUAUGGUGAGUACUAUUCUACACCAAAGGCGGCAUUAUGGUAUAUCAUAAUAUAGUCUUUGUGCUGAAAGCGCUUUAUUUGGAAUUAAUAAAAUUAUAAGCUAAAAUUUAACAUUAUUUUUAAGCUAUUACCUGUGUUCAAAUAACUCUACUGUCUGUGUACAAGCAUAAUUUAUUUACUACUCUAGUAUUGUUUAUGGCCAGUGUUUGAUUAACGGAUUAGAUUUUAAAAAGUUUUCCCGGACAGAAUUAUUAUUUUUUUGAUCUGUCACUUGACUGCAUUUAAAUUUGACAGAUGUAUGUUUGCCGUGAAUGUUUUUAAGGUUUAGUUGGAACGUUGUUGUAUUUAUUCUGCCUGGGAAAACUGUUCUUUGGUAGUUUAAAUAAGAUCCCCAUACUGGAUGUGAGCACAAAAAACCGUAUAGCUCUAGUUGUGAAGCACGUAUGCUGAAGGAAUUCUGUGCGGAUGCUUUAAAGUUUCUUCAAAUAUAGAUAUGAUAUUUCAAAGAGCAGGUUUGCUUUUUUUCUUUAUGCCCAGUGCCUCGUUACCAUAAAGAAGAAAUGCGAUAAUAAUUCAUAUGUAUAUCAACACUUAACCGAUUUAUAUUUUAUUUACGUUAAUCAGAUUUCAAACUACUAUGACGCUCUGUUUUGAAAUAUCCUAUAUCGAAAUGUAAAUUGUUCCAAAUAUAGUUCGAUUAAUUAAAGUAUAAGUAGUAAACAAAAUAUUUAGAAAAAAAAAUGUUUUGUACUAUAUACCUAUUUAGUAUGUAAAUAUAAGCACUUAUGCUACGCUUAGUAUUAUAAUAAUAUAAAUUGCACAGAAGAUAUAGUUAUGCAAUAAAUGUAUAGAAAAUUUAGAAAAUUUGCCAAAUCGUAAGCGGCGUGUUUGAAAAAUACAGUCGCGUGGAGAUGUUCUCAUGUCAAUUUAGCAAAGUGUGUGUCGGGCGCGUGAGAGUAUAAUUUAGUGACAUGCCGACUCGAAGAAAACUAUUUAAAUUUUAGAAAUUCUGUGGGAUGUUUGUAAUGUUUGCUUUAUCGCGCUAAAUUUUGAUCUUUUUAUUCUUACAUAACUCAAUAAUCUACCAAAAAUAAAAUUAUCAUAUUAUUUACUUUGAUGCGACUUUGUGUUUAUAAUCGGUGAUAUAAAUUACUCGUAUAUGCUAUAAUAAAAAUUUGUUAAUUUUUGAUAGAUAAGUAAUUUUUUACAGUCCAAUGCAACAUUUAUCAGUUGUUUUGAAUGAAUCACUUUUUAUUGAUAAAUAACGUGAUAAGCCAAACUUUGCAAUAAAUCUACAUAAUUAUAUUAGAAAAUUAUAAAAUGUAUAUUGAUAUAAUGUAUACUUACUAAAUGAAGAAAGCAAUAUAGUCGCUUAUGUGUGUAAAUAAUUGUUUUCCUGUUCCAGGAAUGGGAUUAUGAUUUCUGUCCAUGUAGCUAGUGAAAUCAUUAAUCAUAGACAAAUCGGGUCAAGGUCAGUGUUUUUGAACCCUUCUGAAAUUUUCUCUUUUUUAUAUCUUUUUUUUAUUAUAAAUUAAAUUGAAAAUGAACUUAUUUAUAUAAAUACAGGACAGCUGUGAGUUAUUUGGAAGAUUUUGUGGUAAAUACUGAGUUUUUUGUAGACAUAAAUUUUAUCAUAUAUCUAUAUUGAAAAUGAAAUGUGCAGAUUUCAAAAAAAUAUUGUCAAAUGACAAUUGUUAUUAGACGUAUCAACAAUUCAAGUGUAAAAUAACUUGCUUAUAAAAAUUAAAAUCGUUUUAAUGAUUCAAAUAACUUUGGAGAAAACUUUUAAUUAAACAUCUACUUACUACAGAAGCCGGCUGUUUUUCAUAAUCUAUGAUUUAUCAUUUAUAUUUAAUAGAAAGGUUUUAAAACACUGAUUUACAGAAAUGCCAUAUUUAUUUCAAAAACAGAAUGUUUAAAAUCUUGUUCAAAAAGAACUUCCUCAAUUGAAUUUACUUCGAUUGAAUGAAUAAUACCAACGAUUUAACGUAAUAAAGAAUCAUACUGCUUAUUUUAGCAGUUCCGUAUUUAUACCAUAGACACAAAUUACUUUUCCGAUAUUAAAUUUGACGUUUGACAUUAAUAAUAAUGACAUAAACGUCAAAAUGCAAGCAUCUGUUAAAAUAGUGAUAUAAAUACUGGACAAAUUAUUUGAAUAUUAUUUACAGUGUUAUUGAGGAAAUAAACUUUUAUAAACCUAUUCGCAUCUAAUGAUAUCAAAUCGCAAUAAAGUACAAUUCAAUUCAGAUUCUAUGAAAUAAGCAAGAAGAGAUUAGAAUUGUACUGGGAGCUUAACGAAUAUGUCGCUUUGAAGACUUAACCACAAAUGCUCGAAUGAUAAUUUUGACAUGUCGAAAGAUAUCUCUAUCAGAACACAUCAGCAUAAAAGUGAUAAGGCAUGAUUUUUAAAACUCACACAGUAUCCUUCAUAGUUCCAUGCAAAUCCUAGGGCAAUGCUACCUAAAUCUGUUCUGAAUACUCGAAUGAAUACGACUCGUUAGCUCUUUGAGGGUUAACAAUUGUAAAAUAGCGUCAGCAACGAAACGUUUUUAAAUUCAUGAAAAUUAAUAAAUUCAAAUAGUAACUGCAUUAUAUAUUAUUAUCUUAAUAAAGUAUAAUAAUAAACUGGCAUUGUUAAGUGCUUUUGUUUCUGACGGUACACGUUGUUCUAAAUAUAUCUCUUUAUAACUGCCAAAAUAUAAAUCCUUAAUUUGUUAACCGUACUUCAUCGCUUCACGUGUGAAAGGGUACUUCUGUAUAGCUGUAUUGAAAUAUGAACCUUAUGUCUGUAUGAUAAAUUUUGAAAUCCUAUCAAAGUGGUAUAAUAUGUGGAAGAUUACAGUUGCGUUCUAUUACUCGUUCGUCAAAAAAUGAACAAAAUAUUCUGGUUUUUAUUGGAAAUAUGAUUGAUUGGAUGCGUAAUAUUUGCAUGCAAAAGUUGUUUUUUUAGAAUAAUCUAACCUAUAAAAUACGGCAUAUAAUUAUUUUUCAAUUUAAUGAAGUAAUAUUUUAUUGUAUAGGAAACAUUCCUGCCAUUUCUUGUUAUAAGGCAGUAAUUAUAAAUCCGAUUUCAAAAUAAACAUUGAAAAACAGGCUGAGUCUAAGAUAAGAAAUAUGUUCAUUAACAUUUUAUUAGCUUUUCCGUAGCGAAAACGUGGUUUGACACCGACAGUCUAUUAGCUCAAUAAUGGAAGUUACUUCGUUAUUAUUUUUUUUUUUUAGUAAAAUAAAAUAUCAAUAUAAAGUUGACGAAUUAUAAUCCUUUAUCAUAUUUCCUUAUACUGACGGCCUUACUGAAACAGAUAUAAAUUAUAUUUCAAUACACCUUAAAGUUUGCUGACCACUCUUUAUAAAUUUCAAAAUCACUUAUUCAGUUUUAUUAUUAAGUCCAGAACUGUAAAUUGUACCAAGAAUUUUCAAAUACGAAAAUAUAUGAAUAAGUUACGA